AUGCGCUCAUACAUCUUUUUCAUCAUCGGUGCCAGCUUGGCUAUCGCAGUUCGAGGCGCUGCCAGCCACGCUGGAGAUGAUCCAAUGCAUCCUCGUGAUGUCACCUGCAUGCCUUCUGACGCUGGUGGGUGUGCCAGUUGUGGUGCCAACUACGUUCAAUGCGGUCCUGAUACUUGCUAUAACCCGUCGGCAGGCGAAGUAUGUUGUUCCAGCAAAUAUUCUUGUCCCGCAAGCGCCAACUGCUCUUCUACGGGCACAGGAUGUGUUCCCAAGCACGGCCCCUACCCUGAUGCAGAUUGCGACGACGACGACGACAACGACAACAAUUACAGCACAAGCACAACCACUGCUUCAAUUUCUUCUGCCAUAGCUGUUGCGAUUCCCUCAAGUUCUUCUGUGUCUACCACGAGCGACUUGACCUCAACUACCAGCUACACCACCACCAUCACUUCGACAACCACAAGCACCGUCACCGUGAGCAUGACAUCCUCUUCCGCCGGUGCUUGCUCUGCUACAACCGGUCUUCCUAUGACCACUUCGAUGGCGCUAUUCGGCAACUCUACUACGGUGGCUCUGAACACGACCACCUCGACCUUGUCGGUCACAAACGUGUCCACGACUACUGCUGCCUCCCUCUCCGCUAACGCGACGGUGCCCACGAAGAGCAUUGUCCCGCCCAUUAGUGGGUACACGGGCGCUGCUACAGACCUGCAGGGUCAAUCUUCGACAUCUCUGUUCGCUCUUGGUUCAUUGGUGUUUAUGGCUGCUCUGUUGGUUUAG
Cladophialophora bantiana CBS 173.52 is the source of this 780-nucleotide messenger RNA. RefSeq lists its product as uncharacterized. The transcript is spliced from 2 exons. The record is from RefSeq and is a predicted model, not a curated record. Bases 1 to 780 code for a protein of 259 amino acids. NCBI's taxonomy places the organism in Eukaryota, Fungi, Ascomycota, Eurotiomycetes, Chaetothyriales, Herpotrichiellaceae.